AUGGACGAGACCGUAUUUAGCCUCGGCCCCGGCGCCCUCGACCAGUCCUCCCCGACCCCCAUCGGGUGGUACGGCUCGCACAGACAGAAAACCCUCUUCGGCCCGCACUGGCUCCUCCCGAGCUUCGAGCCCUGCUUCCCCUACCGCACCAUGGUCGACCUGCUAAAGCCCCUCUCCCCCGACGUCAGCCUGUACAACAUCGGGCCGCCCAUCCACAUGACGGAGCAGAACACGAUGUGGGUGUACGUCAACGACGGGCGCAUCGUCUACGUGCCCCGGUGGAAGGACUUCCGCGUGCUCACCCUGCCCGCCAACGUCCCCGCCGCCCGCGAGUUCUACAACUCGGGCCGCCUCGCGCCCGGGGACACGGGCAUGUGGGUCGUGUUCACGCAGGGCAUGUACUGGCUGCCGCCGGAGUCGCCGCUGGACCUGGUGGCGACGCUGACGGCGAAGCAGAACGGGCUCGUGUUCGUGGACGGCUGGGGCACGCCGUACACGCACCCGCCGGGGGACAACACGGACUGCCUGAUGACGUUCAGCCCCGGGACGACGUGGAUGGUGCUGGAGAGCGGGUCGUACGGGAAGGGCGCGCUCAAGGUGCCGGACGCGCGGGUGCUGGUCUUCCUGUCGGGCGCGAUGCAGUCGCGCGACCGCCCCCCGUUCAGGGUCUGGAAUGUGCUGAGGGCUGCGGGGGCCGUCAUCGACGGUGCGUACGAGGCCAAUCGCAGGAAUUUGCUCGAGUACGACCCCCUGUUUGGGGACGGGUACUUUGAGGUGCUGGAUGAGCAUGGGCAUUUUGUCGAGGUGAAUGUGAGUUUGGAGAGUGAGGAUUACACGCUGGAGCAUCAUGAUUACGGUGAUGAUGAUGGUGGUGAUGGUGGUGAGGGGGGUGAGGGGGGUGGUGAGGGGGGUGGGGAUCAGGGUGGGGAUCAGGGUGGGCUAGGGGGUCUAGGGGGUCUAGGGGAUCUAAGGGGUCCGGAGAACGGGAACGGGAAUGGGAAUGGGGAUGAGCAUGGGUAUGGGGAUUGGGGGAAUCCGACUGUUGAGAAUGGUGGUGGACAGAAUGGAAGGAAUGAGCACGAUGAGCAGAAUGGAUAUAACGAACACAAUGGAUUAGAUGGACACGAUGGAUACGAUGAGCAGAAUAGGCAUGGCGGACUAAACGGACAGAGUGGGCUGAACGGCGGUCAAAAUGGCCUCAACGGGCACAAUGGAUACACUGAAGCAUUUGAAGAAUACCUUGAUCCGCAAGAUCCGUAUACCAGAAAUCCAGGUGGAAUGGCUCGCAACAUACUGUACCGAGAGCGGCCGGACAGGCGGCCGUUCAGAGUCACGGUGACGUAUGAGCUACGGCAGUUAGCUCGCUUCAUUGGGGCGGCGGCUUAUGAUCCGCCGGAUUUGAUAGAUUAG
Molecule: messenger RNA, 1410 nt
Organism: Hypoxylon fragiforme
Lineage: Eukaryota; Fungi; Ascomycota; Sordariomycetes; Xylariales; Hypoxylaceae
Exons: 1
Coding region: 1-1410 (469 amino acids)
Source: RefSeq, a predicted model, not a curated record